AGAAUGUCUCCCAUCUUUGCUUUGUUGUUUACGGUCAUGAUAACUUUGGCUCCAGCACACAUUUUUUUCGAAGGUGCGUUAACGUUUUGCAAGUUGUAAGUAAUAAUUUAAAAGUAGAUGUAUUUAAGUCUUACUAAAACACACCCCUCCCCCUUCAUAUAUUUUCGUUUUGUCAAUUUUGAAAUGAGUUUCUUGAUAAAAGAUAAAAUCUGAAAUAAAUAGACAAGGUAAAAUUUGCCGUUUUGCUUUCGACACGAAAAACAAAUAUAUUUUUUUCUCUAAAAGUUACUUAUGUCCUUCAAUAGCAGCGGAACUAGUUUACUAUAUUAAAAGUAUAAAUGUGGAGUUGUGGUAGCCCCCGCAAAAUAAAGCCUGUAAGGAGAGUGUUUACAUUAUAAGCGAAAUACAAGGAAAUAUACAGAAUAUAAAGGGCAUAUAAUGUACUUGUUGAAUACAAUGUUGUCUUUACUGGGCUACUUGUCUGUGUUCAACUAUACCGAGACAAAUGUCGUACUCCGUUACUUUCAUUAAAAAAGUUAUUUUAUAUUUCAAUGUAUAACCAUGUCUGGUUCUUUUUUUAGUGAAGUUAUCGAGGUUUAUAAUCUUAAGUCCUUGCUGGUAACAAUAGAAAAAGGAUAAAAUAAGGCAAGGACAGUGUGACGGCUAAGUACAAAACCCCCUUAUUUUCGAUCAAGUACAGUAGUUCUAUAAGCCAAAUGGGAGUCAUGUGAAAGUUCAUCAGCGAGUAGAGGGUAAACUGCAGGUGGGUGGGUGGGGGACGGGGGGGUACUUAACAAAGUUUUGUACGGGGAGGCUCCACCUGAGGUUCAACCCCUUACCCUUUUGUAUAUCAUUUUUGACAGAAAAGGUCCCCCUCUCCUAUAACUUCUAUAGAUCGUUUUUACUGUCACGCAACAAAAAAUUAAAUUGGAAACCGUCCGAGCAGGGUUUGGAACGUUCCUUACAAUCCCAGGCCCCCCAUUACAGGCCCCGUACAAUAUCAGGCCCCCAUAUCAGGCCCCCAUUCCAAGCCCUCCCAUAUCAAACCCCCAUUUCAGGCCCCUUACCAUAUCGGGCCCCCCACAUCAGGCCCCCAUUCCCAUAUCAACCCCCCCUCCUAGGCGGGGUCCUAGGCCCACCAUUCUAAGCCCCGACGAUCAAUACGAGGCCCCAUGUUAAUAAUUAUAACAAGACUAAUAAUGAAAAUACUAAUGAUAACGAUAAUAUUAAUAACAAUAAUCAAUAAUAAUGUUAAUACUAAAACUCUUAAUGGCAAAGCGAGUGAGAGUGCCGGAAGCCAGAAGUUUAUUUAUUAAGUAAUGGUCCGUGUAAGAGGUAGGCAGGCGAACGGCAAAAGUGAUUAAAAGGUGCUAACUUUUAAUCAUUAAUUUCAAUUAAAUCAAGCGUUCUGAUUGGCCGAAAUCCAAAAAUCGCCAAAAAAACAGUCAGAAACGUGACAAAAACAACUUUUUUUAGCUUUAUUUUCCCCAUUCCCCUGUCUUAUACCUCACGGCCAAGUUUCAGCAUUGUUCUAUGCGCCAAUCAAAAGUUAGAGCGGAAAACGUGCAACACACGCGCGACCCUGUUGUGACCCCAUCUUAGUGUGACACUUGAGAUGUUAGGAAAUUUGUCUUUUACCCGAAGAAAUCUCGUCAAUUUCUUCGUGAAAAAUCUGCAUUUUUUCUUUAUUGAAUAUUUAUCUCAAAUUUACUGUAUUUUAUCAUCGGAGUGAUCGUCAAAAUGCUCUUAAACAUGGUUUGCUGCCGUCCUCGACAUGCCGAGUCGCCAUGUGGAAAUUUGGGCCCGGCGUAGUUGUUUUCGUUGUCAGGCCGGAUCAGGAGGAGAUCGGAAUGAUUGUGGCAUUAGAAAUUGGAGUACAGCUGGGCAUAAAAGGAGAAAGCGGAAGAUUUGCUGUUUUUAUAAGGAUGAAUUUAUUUCUCGAAGAGAUGUAGAACACUUGAGCUUGAGGUAAGCUGAAUUCAAUAGAUUUUCGCACCUCCGCGCGCAUUAUGUGUUAUUCAUGUGUUUGCCCUUUUCGAAACUUCCAUAUUCCGUGUAGCUUUACCCAUCUCUCAUUCGAUUUUUUUUCUCUCUAGACUGCUUCAUCAAGCGAAAUGGAAGUUCGCCGUGGAGCUUAAGUUAAAAUGAGCGAAUUUAAAUUUGUGACACGUUUGCAUUUUGUACCUUUGAGUUCUGAGACGGAGAAUACCUAGACGGAAGCCGCUUAGGUAUCAUAAAUAGCUGUCACUGUCGUUUGAGUUUCUUUUGGUACGGAAGAUCUUGCGAGCAUGACUGUAGCUUGCCUUUAUUUUUUCCAAGGACGAAAGAGAUUGUAAGAAGGAUUUUUAUAGAGUAAUAUCAUAACCUUGCAAACAGAUAAACUGUAGGAGAGCUUUUUCUGAAACCCAAUUAUCCGAACAUGCAGGAAUUUUUUCUAUCUGGGCAACAUCAUCUUUUUUUCCAAAAGCAGAACAUUUAGAUAACAUUUAGAUUUGAUUUUGUGUACGUGUUGUUGUUCUGUAUGGUGGCCAAAUAUGAACGCGGGACAUUGGCGCGUUCGCCAGAUUCGCCACGUGAGAGUGAAUUGCUGCUGUUUACGAUCAUGGUUUUGACAUUUCUUUUGUGAGAGCCGACGUAAAUGUUGUUCCCAACGUCGCUGAUUGAUGUAACACUGUGCUCAUCUUCGUGUAAUUUCAUAUCAGUUUAACUUCCUCGGGUUUGGCGCAUAGAAAUCUUUUAAAUUUUAGAUAUGUUAUAUUUUUCAACAUAACAAAGCAAUAGACGAAAUAAAAAGUUGUUCGAAUGAGUCUUAAGCUAUCUUAAUUCAACUUUAAAAUUCAAAUUUCGCGCUUUUCGCUGUAUUGACCAAUCAGAGCAUUCAGAUUUAAUUUGAUUAGAGAAAUUAGCGCCUGAAAAAUAACUGACGCUAUUGCCGCGGGCUAUUGUUUUUCUGCCUGCUUCUUAGCUGGACCAUUACUUAAAAAUGUUAUGCUUGCGCCAUGCGUAACGCCGAGUAUUUAUUGUUCUGUUCUCUCUUUUUUUAUUUUGAUUGUUGUUGUUGCUUUUAGUAGUUGCCUUGUGAUUGCUUUGCAAAAAGGCAUGAAAGUGCUACCCUAUUUGUAUUCUGUUCUAGGUAAAUCAAUCUUUUGUAGAUGAGGACGUCACUCUGAUACCCUGUUAACAGGAUUAUAAUCGUUUUUUUACCUGCACCAGAAUUGAAAGACUAGAGAGGCCCUAAUUAUUUUCGACUUAACAAUUUUGUAGAAAAAGGUGCAUCGGUUCAGUUCGUUUGAACCUUGUGACCUAAGAAAAAAUUACUUUAUUUUUGUGACAAGCUAUUACGGUCAGUGGGGAACGUGUGGUGGAAACCUUUUGGUUGGGUUUAAAACGUGCUUUUUGCAUGAUAAAUUACACUCGCUGUACACUGAUAACCCGAUAACCGAUGAGAGAAAGAUUAAUUGCAACGGAAUUGCAAUGACGUCAGAAGCAAAUAAAAUUGAUUUGAUAACGUUGGUCCUAUGUCGGUCCCGUAGCCGGUUCGGCCGUGUUAUGGGCUCGAAAAUCCCUCAAUAAGAAUGAGCGAGACCAGGUUUUUUUUUUUUAGCAUGCAAGACUAAGCCCCCAGCCAAAUCCUUGUCUUCACUAAAACGGCUGGACGCACGACCUGGUUGAGGUCAUUGUUAUCUAAGGUCUUCCUAAGUGCUCCUGAAUACGUACAAUAUUCUUUCAACAAGCCUACGCCCUACCCUUGCCCGGCCCCCGCUUUCGCACGAAAGGAGAUCGAGAAAAAUUGACCCUCGAAACCACACUAGAUAUCAGACGUUUCUUUUCUUUUCUGUUAUUUUCUGUCAGUGUUCUGUCAUUUUUUUCCUUGCGGUAAACAUUGCCUGAAAAGCCUACCCUUUAAUAUAUUUCAACUAGUGAAACCCAUAUCCUUUCAUAUACCUGAAGACUUAAAAACGAACUCCUUUGGGUUCGGUUAAGGCCUCCCCAUAAAGGCUGUCACCGGGAGCUUCCCCGGAUUUCCCUGAUGCCCGAUGUUAAUUAAGUACGUUGUGUACGUACAAUGUCAAACCCCACGCUUAGAGAGAGAUAAAACACAAAUUGUGUGGCCUUAAAUAAAAGAACAGGCCUCAUCCUUCAACUGAAGGAGGAGUAAGCUAAUGCAGAUAUGGCAAAAACAAGACCUUUUAGAACAGAAGCUCCUUUAACAAGAAAAUCGCAACAAAGACCUUCGCAUAAAACACAACCUAACUAGGAUCAAGCAUACAACUACCCCAUUGGUCAAAUCAUAUUGACCAACAGAAAACCUCUAUUUUCGAUCCUACCUACGAGCACAAAUUGAGCAACGAACACCAUCACAUUGCCAUUUCUACAUAACCUAACAUAGUAGCAACUGAUGAGGUCCACUGAAAGGACCGAAACUCGAGUCUUGCUUGAGAAUUUACUCUCGAAAUCAUCAUAGCAGAAAACACACUAGUAAACGAAGAACGACUUCUUACAACAAGCCCUUCAAUACUCGCUGAUAUAGCCAACGAUCCUGCAGAAGAUAGCCUAUUAGCUUCGGAUGACGAAGACAUACCGUGUGGACAAAUGUCAACAGGAAAGGCGCAAAAACACAAACCUUAAAGAAAAUGGGGAUCAGCCAUUGAAAAGAAACAGAAAGACUAACAAUACUGUGAGAAGAAACGGCGACCCCACAGAGGCCAAAAGACUAAACGUGAAAAAACCAAACACCAACGAUCAGAGAAAAUGGCGCCAAGUCCAAAUACCACGCAAAACGGGUCCACAGAAACGUCAUCAUGAUGACUCUCGUGAACAGAAAGAACACAUACCUUUUAAAAAACAGCGCCUUACUACAGAAGAGCUUGAAAACACCAUUAAGGACAAGAUACAAAAGUCCAAAGAAUCCAUCGCCAAACUGAAGAAACAUAUUGAGAAUAAUACAUGUCCAAAAACUUUGCGUUAUAACGCAAGGGCAAACAUUGCCCCGGACGAAGAAUUCAAACGAGACAUAAGCUGGAUUAGAAAAGACGCAGAACGAAAAGUUUUAGGCGCACUCGUUAAGUUUCACGACCGUAGAGUCGAAAGAAGCAAAUCUAAACUUGUAAAACUAGAGCAGGAAUCACGCAAAGAAAAGAGGAAAGACAUGUCAGAUAAGGUACCAUCUAAUACUCUAGAAUGCAGUCACGAACAGAAACUAGAGAAUAUCCAGACGAAAAUAGACGAACUCAACAAAAUGAAGUAUGUCUUACAAAAUGCUAAAGAGAAUAAACAAAGUGAAUCUUAUCCCAGAGUGUUUUCUGAGAAUAAAGAUUAUCUAAAAAGGGAAAGAGGAAAGAAAAAGCGGUCAUUGUCAACCAAAAAACGCAAUGAACGGAGGAAAAAAAAAUAGCGCGUGAUAAGAACAUAGCAGAAGCAAGAAAGAAACAUAUCAAAAACCUCUCAGAUUACAAAAUGACACGCGAUCAGAUAAAUGUUCUGUCAAGGGGUCUUAAAUUCAUCCCCACACCAGUGACAAACACAGGUCACGUUAGAGCAGAACUAUUAAAAGAUUUCAGCGCUUUCGCUAGACGAAUGCGUCUACUAUAUAUCUUUCAUGGAAAAGAUAAAGAGCAACACCCCUUUCAUGUAAAGUCAGACUGGGAGCCACCAGUUCAGCCAUCAGUCGCACUAGAAACAUACCUAGAAGAGGUUAAAUUAGAACUUGCUAAUAUAAAUACAAUCACGCCUAGAAACAAUCUACCCAAGAGGGAACAACUUGCCAUUAAACAACUGAAACAAAACUCGGACAUCAACAUUAAACGAGCAGAUCAUAAAGGCUCUUCUAUUGUUGUUCUCAGCAAAGAAGACAAAAUAAAGAAGGUCAAAUACAAUUAGAUGGCAGAGAAAACUACAAACCCUUACAAACACCAAUGGUAGUAGAAACCUCUAAAAGGGUCAAGAAAUUGAUAGAUAAGCUUUACAAAGAGAAACAUAUAGGCGAGAUGAGAAGACGAUGGCUAUCCCUGACGCCAAAUCCACCGCGAAUACCACAAUUCUACACUCUCACAAAGAUUCACAAACCAACACCAGUUGGAAGACCGAUCAUAUCAGGCUGCGAAGGCCCGACGGAAAGCAUCUCAUCAUUUGUUGAUAGUCUCCUCCAACCAAUUGCUAAAUCACAAAAAUCGUAUCUUAAAGAUACGACAGACUUUAUCAACUUGAUAGAGAAAACCAGGGUCGUAGAAAAUGCUAUUUUAGUCUCUAUGGAUGUAACUAGCCUAUACACAAACAUCCCUCAGGAGGAAGGAAUUACCAUUAUAUGCAAAGCAUACGAAACAUUCUAUCAAAACAAAUUUUCCAAUACCCAGCCAAUACCUCGCACAUAUUCACAGACUAAUCCUAAGGGAGAAUUCUUUCCAAUUUGUUAGAAAAAACUACCUCCAAGUACAAGGUACAGCUAUGGGAACAAAAAUGGCAGUUGUAUUUGCUAACAUUUUUAUGUCUGCAAUAGAGACAGAAAUUAUUAACAAAAGUCCGCACAAACCACAAGUGUGGAAAACAUUUAUCGAUGACAUAUUCUCAUUGUGGAAUGUAGACAACGAAGAAAUAUACUCAUUCAUCGAACAAGCAAAUAACCAUCACCCGACCGUAAAAUUUACUGCUGAAGUUUCAGAAACAGAAACCGCCUUUCUGGAUACAUGUAUUUACAAAGGAGAAAGAUUUAAGAAGGAAUCAAUCCUAGAUGUGCGUACACACUUCAAACCGACAGAAACUUUCCAAUCAAUACACUUACUUCUCUUCAUGUCACCUCCCAGGGGUAAAGAAAGGAUUCAUAAAAGGCGAGGCCUUAAGAUUACUCAGAACAAACUCUUCUGAGAAAAUGUUCGAAGAGAACAUAACUAAUUUCAAGGGAAGACUCCUUAUGAGGGGUUAUAGAGAUAAAGUGAUAGAUAAACAACUAUCAGAAGUCAAGCAUCACGAAAGAAUGUCGGCUUUGCAAAACAAAACAAAAACGCACAAGAAAAUACUAUACCAUUCGUGACAGAAUAUCGCCCCUCAGUACCGAAUCGAAAAAAAAUCAUCAUGCACGAAUGGUAUCUUAUAGAAAACCAACCGUUGCUUAGAGAAAUCUUUAAAGACCCUCCCAUAAUAUCUUACAAAAGAGGAAAGUCACUACAAGAUAUACUCGUAAGAGCUAAACUAUGAAGGUAAGGUCAAAGCAACAGCAACUGAGCCAAAGAUAGACGUGAAAAGCCUGUCAACAUUAUGAACAACUCAAACUAUGAAGCUUAAAGGUCAAAGAUAUACAACAAGUUGGCCAAAGGGAGUCGUGUAUGGCCUGUCAACAUUAUGAGUCAUGUAUCACGCUUCUUUGUACGUGCAUUUUUUGCCGCUACUGCACGACUAUGACGUGCGCUAGGAAGCGCCUACUUUCAUUCAAAGCUUAAAGAAAGUAUGCUAACAUUUCACUAAUUGAACGGGGGAAAGUCGAAAAAGCGAGAAAAAAAUUUUGUAAAAGCCGCGACUUCACUUUUUUGAGUGACGAUUUUGUAGCAGCCGCUGCCUCCGUGUAUUGUUGGUUAAGAUUCCUAGGAGUACUCUACAUACAGUCCUUAUAUUUUCAGUCAAUUUCAAGAAAUGUUAAUAAAGGGUUAACGUCGUCCGUUUCAUGUUAGGUCCAUGGAACUGACAGUUGAUGAUCAAUAAAAGUAUGCAAAGAUGGGGCGGAAUGCAAGUAUCAUACACACUUCACGUAAAGGGAAGCAAGAUAUUACAGAUCAAUAUUUAUUUAAGAAAAAAUUACAAAAAAGAACUUUAUCAAUAUACAGGGAUGAAAACUGAGUUUGAUAGGGAAGGAAACAAAUUAUGCAUUAUGCGUUAGAAAGUUAGAAUUACAUUUUCCGUUGAAAGAUUAUUACAUUUUGCGUUAAAAAUGUUAUUACAUUUUGGGGCGAUUCUUAGUGCAUCUUGCGUUAGUAAUGCAAUUCUAUCACAUGACCAGAAGGCAGAGAUCCCAUGAGAUAGCACAGCGCUUGCGCAAGUCAUUGCACGAUUUGCGUUUAACGCGUUAAGUCACGAAUUUUUAAGCUCCAGUUUUUCAGCUUAAAAUCUUCGAAACACGAUCUGCUGGAGAGGCCAACGUAGUUGCCUCAAUUGUUUGUCCAGCUUAGGCCCUAACGUAGUUGGGUGCCGAUAUUGGAAUCAUGUCCGAAAACAGCACAGAGAGCGCGGACACUGGAACGUCAAUGGCCGCUCAAGAUACCAGCCAAAAUAUGCCCUCAGCUAACACUUUCGCGGAUAUUUUUAAGACUGCAUUGGCUCCAGUUCUAAGCCAGCUAAGCAGCCUAAACAACAACGUCACCACCGUGCUCCAGAGCGGGCACGAAGAAUCAGAUGAGGACGGUGAAACCGCCUCUGUUGACGAGCCCGCCAAUUCUGGGGACAUGGAUGCAGAUGUCUCUGCGCUCCUCGCGGCUGCGGGAACAGAUCAAAACAACGAGGCUAUGCCGGGUGACGAACUUCUAAAAGAACUCGCACAGGACCUGACAGUCAGCGAGAAGACCUCCCCACCCCUUCGCGAAGGGCUGGCGGCCGUCUUCAACAAUCUCUUAUCAGAAAAGAUGGGGGAGGAGAAACUAAAGGCAAAGCUAGACAAAUACCCCCGUCCAGAGAACGUACAGGGUUUGCGCACACCCAAAGUAAACCCUUCGAUUUGGAGCCAGCUCUCCACUGCCCUGAAAGCACAGGAUGUCCGAUCGCAGAAAGGACAAAGCACCCUUAUCGGCGCAAUAACAGCCAUGACAAAGGCCGCCGAUUUGGCUCUGGGAAAAUACAGCCAAGAUAAGGAGCUGAUCACCUUGUUGACUGAUUCCGUUGCAAUGGCACUUCAGUACAACCAUGAGGUUAAUCACUCCCGACGCCUGGCCAUGAAAAAAGAGAUGCAUAAAGACUAUGCAGCCCUUUGUAAUGUGUCCACUGUGGAUGGCUCAUCAGAGUUCCUUUUUGGCGACCUGACAAAGCUAGCAAAAGACAUCACCGAGGCCAACAAGUUGACCAAAAAGGUGCGCCCACAACAUUCCGGGAAUUCCCGUGGCCAUGACAAGUACGGUGGGCGCCCAGCGUAUGGCUCGCAGAGAAGAUUUCAGCCUUACCCUAGAGGGAAAACCUCGGAUUUUUUAGGGAAAAGCCGUUUCUCAAAGCCGCCAAGAAAGAAAAAGGACGGCGAAACGAGCCAGCGCCCGUAAAGGUGCCUGAGGUAUGUAACGCAGAUGCGACAUCUUUGUCUAUUGACAUUGUAAAUAGUUUGGUAAAUUCACAACCAAGUUUCCAAGCCGGGAAACUUAAACACUUUUUGCCGCAGUGGCAAACUAUUACAACACACGCAACAUUAUGGUAGACCUAGUGUCUUCAACGCUUAUCAGCAUUCAAUUGUCACAGAGGAAAUUGAUACACUGCUCGAAAAAAGGGUCAUUAUCCCCGCGGCACAGGAAACAGGAGAAUUUGUAUCCACAAUAUUCUUGCGGCCGAAAAAAGAUGGCACGCACCGCACCAUUUUAAACCUCAAAGCCCUUAACGAAUAUAUAGCCUACCAUCAUUUUAAAAUGGAUACACUAGAGGCUGCCGUAAACAUGAUGAGACCAGGUUGUUUUAUGGCUUCGGUAGACUUAAAGGACGCUUAUUAUACCGUCCCUAUCCAUCCAUCUCACCAGAAAUACUUAAAGUUCUAUUUUGAUGGUGUUUUCUACACAUAUACCUGUUUGCCGAAUGGCCUAGCUAGUGCCCCGCGCCUAUUUACAAAAUUAUUGAAGCCCGUGUAUUCCACACUUCGGAGUAUGGGACAUCUCAAUUCAGGGUACAUUGAUGAUUCUUAUCUACAAGGAGACACCUCCAAGGAAUGUUAUAAAAAUGUCGUUGACACCGUCACGCUUUUUACUCAAUUAGGUUUUCAUGUCCAUCCUGAGAAAUCAGUUUUCAUCCCUUCCCAGAAACUGACCUUCUUAGGUUUUGUAUUGGAUUCUAUUGCCAUGACAGUUACGCCCACGGAGGAUAAAGCGCAACGGAUUCGGUCUGUCUGUGCUACGCUUUUACAAACACAAAUGCCCACAAUCAGACAGGUCGCAGAGGUCAUUGGCAUUCUGGUGUCCAAUUUUCCCGGGGCUCAGUACGGACCCCUACACUACCGCCACCUUGAACGGGAUAAAUAUCUCGCGCUCAUAGCUAACAAGGGUGAUUUCGCGGGCAAAAUGCAAAUCUCCCUCCCGCGCUAGCAGAGAUUCAGUGGUGGCACAAUAAUGCUGACACUCUUAAACGAGAUAUUCACCAAGAUCAUCCAAGCGUUUCAAUUCAAUCAGACGCGUCAACACUGGGGUGGGGAGCUGUUUAUGGCACGCAGAAAACGGGGGGAGAUGGACCCCUUUGGAACAGGAAUUUCAUAUAAACAUAUUGGAAUUACUCGCAGCAUUUUUGCGUUAAAGUGUUUUUGCACCCAUAUGGGCAACUGCCACAUCCAAAUUCAAAUCGACAAUACGACAGCAUUGGCUUACAUAAACAACAUGGGGGGUUCAAAAUCACAACAACUUAAUGAACUAGCUGUUGAAAUUUGGGAAUGGUGUACUGCACGCAACAUUUGGCUCUCGGCUGUGCACAUAGCUGGUCGGCUGAACACUGGCGCUGAUGAACAAUCACGCGUGUUCUCAGAUAAUCACGAGUGGAUGUUAGACAAACACUCGUUUGACAAGAUCAUGUUGCGCCACCCCGGACUCGAUUUCGAUUUGUUUGCAAGCCGUCUAAACAAUCAGAUAAAUAGUUACUGCUCGUGGCAUGCAGACCCUAGUAGUUCACAUAUAGAUGCGUUCACUAUGAAUUGGAAAGGGCAUCAAUUUUAUGCUUUUCCACCUUUUAGCCUUCUUCCAAGAUGCCUUCAGAAGAUCAGUCACGACCGAGCACAGGGAGUUCUGAUUGCCCUCUCUGGCCAACCCAAACGUGGUUCCCAGUCCUCCUACAGCACCUAUGCGAUCAGCCCUGGAUUCUGCUCUCACGCCCAGACCUUCUACAACACCCGUCACGCAGCGGCCCACAUCCUCUACACAAAAAUCUUCAUCUGAUGGUCUGUCCUGUGUCAGGGGAUCCUUCAGCCGUUACCACCUUCCAGAGGAGGUUACCGACAUUCUCAUGGCAUCUUGGAGAAAAGGCACUCAAAAACAGUAUGCCACAUACAUUAAAAAUGGAUGGCAUUUUGUCGUGAAAGGAAAAUUGAUUGUUAUGCACCACCACUGAGCGACACCCUCAAUUUCUCACUGACCUAUUUAAUCAAGGACUUAGCUACUCCACUAUUAAUACAGCUCGCUCUGCCUUAUCUACCAUUGUCAUGAUAGACGGGGAGAAAAGUUUUGGCAGCAAUCAUGUUGUUACACGUUUUAUGAAAGGGGUAUUUGAAACCCGCAAACCUAAACCUAAAUACGACAAAAUUUGGGAUGUUUCGGUGGUUCUGAAACAUUUAUCUUCCCUAUACCCCAAUGAAACAUUGCCUUUAAAGGAUUUGACAUACAAGGCCCUUAUGCUUAUUCUAUUAGUUUCCAGUCAACGGGGACAAUCGAUACACUUGCUAGAUCUUCAGCAUGUUACCAUGGAAGAAGAUAAUUAUUCCUUUGACCUCGCUGAGCAUAUCAAGACUAGUACUCCCAGGAGCCCACACACGAAGAUUGACAUUUCCGUUUAUGAGCCAGACAGUACAAUUUGCCCUUUGGCCUGUCUGAAAGCAUAUAUUAACAAGACAAAGAACUUGCGUAAUAGCGAAACUCAAUUGUUUAUUAGUUAUGUAAGGCCCCACAAACCUGUCUCUCGGGACACGGUUUCAAGGUGGACUAAAGAAACUCUUAGAAUUUGUGGGAUUGAUACCAAUGUGUUCACUGCACAUAGCACAAGGUCAGCAUCUGUUUCCAAAGCAAAUGAAAAGGACGUCCCUAUCCACGAGAUCAUGGCUAACGCGGGCUGGAAGUCCGCAGAGACCUUUCGUAAAUAUUACAACAAACCUGUUGUUCAAGGAAACAGACUAACUGCCGCUAUUCUUGGCCAGUGAAAUAUUUUGUUUUUCCAUGUGUGCUUUAUUGCAUAAUUUGUUACUGUUAGACCAUUUUAAUAUAACAUGUUUAUCAUUGCUUAUGUUUGGUCUAUUGUUUGUUGGAUUUCAUGCCUCUUGUUUGAGCGCAUGUCGUACGGGUGCAUCCACGCUUUGAAGUCUCAUGGGAUCUCUGCCUUCUGGUCAUGUGAUAGAAUUGGAAAAUUAAACGAGACUUACCUGUAAGUUGAAGUUUGAUUGAGAUUCUAUCACAUGACAUCAGAAGGCAAGAGAUCACAUGCCCUCCACAUAACACCCACCCGUUUUUAGGCAACUUGGUUGCUUUUGGGUUUUCUGUUUGGUGUCUUUAGCCUACAUGUUAUGUUGUUUUUGAUGCACCCAGUACGUGGCUUUUAAUUAUGACUUGCGCAAGCGCUGUGCUAUCUCAUGUGAUCUCUUGCCUUCUGAUGUCAUGUGAUAGAAUCUCAAUCAAACUUCAACUUACAGGUAAGUCUCGUUUAAUUUUCCAAUUUUCGGCGAUUAUUACAUUUCGCGGCGUAGUAGUGGUGUCAUGUAACAAAGUCGUAGUAGUAACAAACCAUGGUGUUACAGCUUCUGGGGGCGUGACCAGAACUGAUUUGACCUUUGCUCCAAGCAGGAAAAUAAAAAGCUAAAAUCGAUACACAAUGAACAGUUUGAAAAGGACACAAAAGAGUUGUAAUGUUAUGUGGUGAUUAAAAGUGGAAUAAACAACGCACGUUUAAAUUUGCUUGGGCCCUUUUAUUCCAAACUAUCAAUAUUCCUGUCUUCAUUUACAAAGUCUUUGAGCUAAAUUACACCGGAUCUUGUGCGCAAGGAAAAUAUAAUUUUGAACAUGCCAAUAAGAGAUUUUCUCGACUUGUAGAAAAUUCCCUGACCUUGAUUUUUUUUUUUUGCUUUACCUUGACACGUCCUUACCCGACACUCUGUAUAUGUUGCUACAAGCAAUGAAAGUUAGAUUGUUAAUAUUAAACAUUUUGGUACAUAUUUCCCCAAUUAUUAACAAAAUAAUAACACGUUUUAAAAUUUCCCUGUUAUUCUCGACAUUAUUAUUAUUGGCCGCUCACACGGCAGACGAGCGGAUGAUUCGGAUAAAUGGCGUCAGACAAAUAAUUUGUCUUGAUGUGAAAACGGAACGGUUACUUAAAUUAAAUUUGGGACUAAUAAUCUGUCUGACCUUAACUGUCUGCCGUUAUCCGUCAAGAAGGAUAGUUAACCCGCCUCUUUUGUGAAACAAAAUCGAAAUAUAAGUGAAUUACCGGAAACCUAGCUUAAUAUACAUGGGGCCUGAUAUGGUAGUUCGGGGCCUGAUAUGGUAGGUCGGGGCCUGCCUGGGGCCUGAUAUGGGGGGUGUAAUAUGGUAUGGAACGUUCCAACCUUAGUAGAACCGUCCAGUGGAAGAAGUUAAGAAAAUGAAAUGUUGUAAAAGACUAACAUAUAAACAAUUUGUCCAAGUCUCAGGUCUUUGUGGCCCAUAGUUUCUGAGUUAUUUGCCGAAAUGUUUCACGCACCUUUGUAGAGCUUUGUAUGGGGACGCCAUAUUGGUGCACCGUUUUGGUGCACCAAUAUGGCCGCCAGAAAUCAACAAAAACAUCUGGAGUUCACUUUUUCUAUAAAAGCUAUUUCUUUUCACUCGAGAACUAGCACACGUACACAUAAACAUAUCUUCUAAUACUUGAAGUGAUUAUACUGUUGAAAAUCAAGAGGAGAGACUUUUUUUCAACGAGACAGCAUUCCUAUUCUGGUGUCACGCACUGUGAAAACUCGGAAGUUCAAAUUUCUGUAUUUGCGAAACGAAACAUGCUAAGGAAACGGAAACUUGUGCAAAAAUUUACUUUUUGUUUAUCUUCAACCUAGUGUAAAUAAGAAUUCGUAAAACCUCGCUAUUUGGACUUUACAAUUUGAUGACGUCACGGUGAAAACCAUCUAUUGACAAAUGAUACCCCUUUAGAUGUACUGUCUUUAAAAUAUGAAUAAAUCACAAAACCUUAACGUUUUCUCGACUUUUCACUGCCAUAAAUUGCAUCUGAUAGCCCUUUUGGACCUUUUUACCGACCCAAAUGACAGAUUUCCCUAUUCUUCAGGUAAUAUAUCAAACAUGAGAUGCAGUGUUUCAUCACCAGAUGAAACACCAAGAAGAGAGUUGAAAAUACGACGCGCAGCGGAGUAUUUUUGACGAACUUCGAGGUGUUUCAUCUGGUGAUGAAACACUGUGUCGAAUGUUUGAUAUUUCUUCUCAAACAAAAUCAUUUUUGAAGGAGAAAUUAAGGAUGCAAAAAUGAGCAGUUUUUCAUCUGAUAUCCAAACACUCAUUAAACAUUAAUUUCCUUUGAAUUUUCUUUAUGAAUUAUUAAUGAGUUUGAGAAUUAUAUUUCAGCAGCCGUUUAUAGUAUCGUCAUACAACGCCCCUUGCGUGAAGACACUAAAAACGGCUGUGCAGCAGACUAAGGAAAUCAAAGAUGAACCAGGAAUAACACUGAAUCAAUAAUAACAUAGGUUAACUGACACAGCCGGCUUGAAAAAUCCAUAUCUUUACAGAUAGUCAGUGUGAACAGCUCGGUUUUAAGUGCGUACCACUUGGAUGCAACUGUUCAGGCUUAGAACUGCUAUGCCCCAGGUACAAACCCAAGUGCUGCGACCCAAUGUGAGUAAUUAUCCGCCAGUGGACCUGUCUUUACACUAUACUUAUUAAUUUUCAGAUCAGUUUUUUGACUGGCUUAAGCCCGGGGGUGCUUCUGGGAAUUCUUGGUGGAGCUGUACCGCCCGGUUCUCCAAAUCAUGACCCUAUUUCAGACCAAAAAAUGUCAUUUUUCAUACUCGUUUUCAGACCUCUAAAAACCAUUUUAGACCUGGCAUUAGGCAGAAAUUAUGUCAUUAUUACUUAGAUUAGAGCGCAAAUAAAAAAAUUCUUCAAAUGCAUUUCGAAUUCGCAUAUUUCUAUUUCGUUCUUGUUCACUUGGAAUUGAAACGUUAAAUACUUUCAUACGCUUCCGUAGUUCCCUCGAAAACCAUACCCGAUUCCAGACCAAAAUGGGCAAAUUUAUACCCGUUUUCAGACCAAAAGGCCGAAAACCCCUCCCCAUCGGGGUGGCCCAUACCUAUAUGGCUUAUAUGCUAAUCCUUCAUAACCAGCUUCCCGGUUGACCACAUUUGAAAGAUGUUUGCCGAUACCCCUUAAAACUGAGCCUCUUUUAUGGUUAACCUUAAGGAAAAGGGAUGGUGAAAGACGCGGGAUCAGCUGUUUUGUUCGAGCUGGAGAAAAUGGCAAAAAUAUAUAAUAUAUAAAUAUAUAUGUACCGGCUUCUCGACUGAAUUACUACAAUUUGAACAAAAUUUCUUUUUUAAGCUUUACAUGCAUACCAGAAGUAUGAUUUGUGUUUUUACUCGGUGACAGAGAAAUAAAACCAUAAUUGAACAACAAGGACCGCCGCUACACCAGGGGUGAAGCAAAUACCACUCGUACUUGUACGCAUGUAGUUGUGGGCCCUCAAGAUGGAACGUCAGCUAGAUCUAUGAAGUUUUCAAUCAUUUAAGAAACAGAAUGAACUAUUUUUUUUUAUUCAGGAACCUUUAAAUAAGAGCGCUCGUAUAAACUCAGGGCGGCGGGAGCGUCCAUGAAGAGCAAGGUAGUAUGCAGAGACUUGAAAAAAAAAACGAGUAAUCCUUGGAGAAGAAACAGUCAACCUUUACUUUAAGCUUUUGUACUUUUGUUUGCCAAAACAGAGAAAAAGACCAAUACAACAAUGUUGAAAUUCAAAUCAAUUUUGUUUUGUUUCUUACUAGGCAAAAGAUGCAACAAAUAAAACUGUACCGCCGAAGGUAUCGCUCUAAGCAAGGGGAACAAGAAAAAUUGAGUGGCUGAACUGGAUAUAUUUGUGGA
Messenger RNA from Porites lobata, 15962 nucleotides. NCBI's taxonomy places the organism in Eukaryota, Metazoa, Cnidaria, Anthozoa, Scleractinia, Poritidae. The record is from the annotation of a GenBank genome assembly.